AAGAGAAAUUACAUAGAUACCCACUCUCCUUCCUUCCUUCCUUCCCUUCCUCUUCUUCUUCUUCUUCUUUCUUCUGCGGCGCCAUUUUUACUGCGCCUCUCUCCGCUCCGACACCGUCCCCGAUUCCCACGGGUUCGGCUUUGUUGAUUCAACCAGGAUUUAAGCUUUGAGAACUUUGAUACUUUUCUUGGACUCGAUGGAACAGUAUGAGAAAGUUGAGAAGAUUGGAGAAGGAACUUAUGGUGUAGUUUACAAGGCACGCGAUCGUGUCACCAAUGAGACUAUUGCUUUGAAGAAGAUCCGUUUGGAGCAAGAAGAUGAGGGAGUGCCAAGCACAGCUAUUCGUGAAAUUUCACUGUUGAAGGAAAUGCAGCACGGCAACAUUGUGAGGUUACAAGAUGUAGUGCAUAGCGAGAAGCGUCUGUAUCUUGUUUUUGAGUACCUGGAUUUGGAUUUGAAGAAGCAUAUGGAUUCAUCUCCUGAAUUUUCAAAGGAUCCACGCCAAGUAAAAAUGUUUCUUUAUCAAAUUCUUCGUGGCAUUGCAUAUUGUCAUUCUCAUAGAGUUCUUCACCGAGAUCUAAAACCCCAAAAUCUGCUGAUUGAUCGUCGUACCAAUGCCCUGAAGCUUGCUGACUUUGGACUGGCAAGAGCAUUUGGUAUUCCUGUUAGAACAUUCACGCAUGAGGUGGUGACCCUUUGGUACAGAGCACCAGAAAUAUUGCUUGGUUCCCGACAUUAUUCCACCCCCGUGGAUGUGUGGUCAGUGGGUUGCAUAUUUGCUGAGAUGGUUAAUCAGCGACCGUUGUUCCCUGGAGACUCUGAGAUUGAUGAACUGUUUAAGAUAUUUAGAGUUCUGGGAACUCCAAAUGAAGAUACGUGGCCUGGUGUUACAUCUUUGCCUGAUUUUAAAUCUACUUUCCCCAAGUGGUCUCCCAAGGACCUGGCUUCUGUAGUUCCUAAUCUUGAAGCCGCUGGAAUUGAUCUUCUCUCUAAAAUGCUGUGCUUGGAUCCCACCAAAAGAGUCACUGCCAGGAAUGCCCUUGAGCAUGAAUACUUCAAAGAUGUUGGGUUUGUUCCCUAAUUCUUCUACCAAUCCUCCUAGGAGAGUGUUUAUAUAGCCUCCUCUAUUGUGUAGCAUUUUAUGGGUUUUAAUUGCGUGAUUUGAAAAAGAAAAAAAAGGAAGAAAAAAAUACAUAAAUAUAUAAUGAGUGUGCUGUGUCUGCUUAUUAGUGGUUUUUAUCAUUUUUCUUUCCAUCUGAUUCUUGAAAACUUAGAGCAGGUUUUGUUAAAUGUGGCUUUUAACAGAAUAUUGGCUUUCCAAAUAUACUUCUCUCUUUCAUUUCUUGCCGCAAAUAUAUAUAUAUAUAUAUGAUAUAUAAAUA
Cucumis sativus (cucumber) is the source of this 1382-nucleotide messenger RNA. Its product is annotated as cell division control protein 2 homolog A. Gene Ontology annotation, biological process: signal transduction; G1/S transition of mitotic cell cycle; protein phosphorylation. The transcript has 9 exons. Bases 197 to 1081 code for a protein of 294 amino acids. Gene Ontology annotation, cellular component: cytoplasm; nucleus; cyclin-dependent protein kinase holoenzyme complex. The record is from RefSeq and is a predicted model, not a curated record. Lineage: Eukaryota; Viridiplantae; Streptophyta; Magnoliopsida; Cucurbitales; Cucurbitaceae. Gene Ontology annotation, molecular function: ATP binding; cyclin binding; cyclin-dependent protein serine/threonine kinase activity.